Molecule: messenger RNA, 1937 nt
Organism: Amborella trichopoda
Lineage: Eukaryota; Viridiplantae; Streptophyta; Magnoliopsida; Amborellales; Amborellaceae
Product: Transducin/WD40 repeat-like superfamily protein
Molecular function (GO): protein binding
Source: RefSeq, a predicted model, not a curated record
ACGUUUGUUUAGCUUGCAAGAGCAGCAGCCAGCACGCCCAAGACUUGCAGGUUUCGAUGCUCUGAACUCCACUGUGAGACCUCCGAGCAAGAGCUUCAGAGGACAUCUGUAACCCUAAAAAAACCCUAAAAAAUGGCGUUCGUUUCAUCGUCUGUAAUUUUAGGGGUUCCUCUGGUUCCACUAUCCAUCAUCUCUGCAAUCGUGGGCGGCCUCUUAGUUCUUUUUAUCUUCUCAGAUUACUAUCGCCGUAGAAGAAAUGAAGUCAAAUUCAUUGCCCAGAUUUCCCCGGAAACUUCGAACCGGAAGCCUUUGAAGCCUCAUAUUCAGAGCUCAAAGAAAUCUCAUGCUAAGCCUCAGUCAUCAGCUGCUGACAAGGAUCAUCAUAAGAGGCACCAUCCUUUGGAUGUGAACACUCUAAAGGGGCAUGGAGAUUCUGUACCUGGUCUUUGUUUCUCGCGUGAUGGCCGGAGUUUGGCUACUGCUUGCGCAGAUGGAGUUGUCAGAGUAUUCAAGCUAGAUGAUGCUUCCAGUAAGAGCUUCAAAUCACUUAAGGUUAACUUGCCAACGGGGGGUCACCCCACCGCCGUUGCAUUUUGUGAGGAUGCAUCAUCUUUUGUUGUGGCUGCGCAAACAAUUUCUGGUUCUGCCUUAUAUAUGUAUGGUGAGGCUAAUACUAAGACAGAAAAUGGAACAAAGCAGCAACCCAAGCUUCCUCUCCCCGAAAUCAACUGGGAACAUCACAAAGUGCAUGACCAGAGAGCUAUCUUAACUCUUUCUGGUGCAACUGCAAGCUAUGGAACCGGUGAUGGGAGCAUGAUUAUCGCUUCAUGUUCUGAAGGUACUGAUAUCAAGAUUUGGCAUGGGAAAAGUGGGAAACUCCUGGGAGUUGCUGAUACAAAUCAGCUCAAGAAUACUAUGACAACAAUUUCUCCCAAUGGGCGUUUCCUGGCUGCUGCAGCUUUCACAGCAGAUGUCAAGGUGUGGGAGAUUGUUUAUGCUAAGGACGGCGCUGUGAAGGAGAUUUCAAAAGUUAUGCAGCUCAAGGGUCAUAAGAGUGCUGUGACUUGGCUGUGCUUUGCUCCAAAUUCAGAACAAAUCAUUACAGCAUCAAAGGAUGGUUCCAUCAGGAUAUGGAAUAUUAAUGUUCGAUAUCAUCUGGAUGAAGACCCAAAGACUUUGAAGGUGUUCCCUAUACCACUACGCGAUGCAAAUGGCUCAAUUUUGCAUUAUGACCGCCUCAGUGUUUCGCCUGAUGGAAAGAUACUGGCUGCGACCCAUGGAUCCAUGUUGCAGUGGCUAAGUAUGGAAAGUGGAGAAAUCUUGGAUACAGCUGAUAAAUCACAUGAAGGUGAUAUCAUGGGAAUUGCCUGGGCAUCUCAGCCUAUCCUGACAGGGGGUGAGUUUGCGACAGUUCUAGCCACUUCGGGGGCAGACAAGAAAGUGAAGUUUUGGGCAGCCCCUAAACGCGUUCUGUCAUAAAGAAUUUAUUGCGACAAGUAAAAUACGAAAGAGCAAAAUGGACUAAUUCUUUUAUGGAUACGAGAGGAGAUGGAUCAUGGGUUUGUGGCAAGGACUCCGAUAUGGACUUCAUAACCAAAACAUACCUCAGUUAAGACAUAGAGAACUAGUGAGUAAAUCUAUCUUUUUUAUUUUUUAUUUUUUAUAUUUAUUUUUAUUGGUUUUGGGGAUAGCUCUUUGUUUGCAUCUCACAAAUGAGCAUUUCUUGGAAUGUCCAGUCUGUUUUGAGAAACUGUGUUUUUUUUGGGUUCAACAGUUUCAUUCAUAGAUUAGAAGCUAAUAAUGAUAAAUAAUAGUUUGGAAAUUUUGUUUUGUAACAUGCUGUAUUGGAUAAUCAUAUUCUCUUGGAUACAAUGCUUUUGAGUUUGAAUGUGGGUUCACGUGCAUGGGUGCACCCACAAAUCUAUGAAUUGUUCAUG